UUCCGCGUCGUCAUUGUUCCGGAGCCGAAGUUGGGUUCGUGUGGUCGCCGGUUAGAAGCGCUCUGACUCGGGUUGUAAGAGAACGUGUCUUUUACUGCCAGAACGGAGAUUUUGAAAAGCUCAGAUAAUCCCUUUCGAUCCUGAUUUACAGUGUCGAAGUUGUUCUUCGAGUGGAUAUCUACCCGAACUGAACAUGGCGGAGGGCAAAAACGCCGACGACCUGGCCACGGCCAUCCUGAAGAAGAAGGAGCGCCCCAACCGGCUGCUGGUGGACGAGGCUGCCAGUGACGACAACUCGGUGGUGGCGCUGUCGCAGACCAAGAUGGACGAGCUGCAGCUGUUCCGCGGCGACACUGUCCUGCUCAAGGGCAAGAAGCGCAAGGAGACGGUCUGCAUCGUGCUCGCCGACGACACGGUCGCCAACGAUAAGGUGCGCAUGAACCGGGUGGUGCGCAACAACCUUCGAGUUCGACUGGGCGAUGUCGUCUCCAUUCAGCCCUGUCCGGACGUCAAAUAUGGGAAACGAGUCCAUAUUCUGCCCAUAGAUGACACUGUUGAAGGACUGACUGGGAACCUGUUCGACGUGUAUCUGAAACAGUACUUCCUGGAGGCGUACCGCCCGAUCCACAAGGGCGACCUGUUCCUGGUGCGCGGCGGACUGCGCGCAGUCGAAUUCAAGGUGGUCGACACGGACCCGCAGCCGUACUGCAUCGUGGCGCCCGACACGGUCAUCCACUGCGAGGGCGAGCCUAUUCGCCGCGAGGAGGAGGAGGAGGCGCUGAACGAAGUCGGCUAUGACGACAUCGGAGGAUGUAGGAAGCAGCUGGCCCAGAUUAAGGAGAUGGUCGAGCUCCCGCUCAGACACCCCAGCCUGUUCAAGGCGAUCGGUGUGAAGCCGCCGCGAGGCAUCCUGCUGUACGGGCCGCCCGGUACCGGCAAGACUCUGAUCGCGCGCGCCGUGGCCAACGAGACGGGCGCGUUCUUCUUCCUCAUCAACGGGCCCGAGAUCAUGAGCAAGCUGGCCGGCGAGUCGGAGAGCAACCUGCGCAAGGCGUUCGAGGAGGCCGAGAAGAAUUCACCGGCCAUCAUCUUCAUCGACGAGCUGGACGCCAUCGCGCCAAAGCGCGAGAAGACGCACGGCGAGGUGGAGCGGCGCAUCGUCUCGCAGCUGCUGACGCUGAUGGACGGGCUCAAGCAGCGCGCGCACGUCAUCGUCAUGGCGGCCACCAACCGGCCCAACUCGAUCGACCCGGCGCUGCGCCGCUUCGGCCGCUUCGACCGCGAGGUGGACAUCGGCAUCCCGGACGCCACCGGCCGGCUGGAGGUGCUGCGCAUCCACACCAAGAACAUGAAGCUGGGCGAGGACGUGGACCUGGAGCAGGUGGCCGCCGAGAGCCACGGCCACGUGGGCGCCGAUCUGGCGGCGCUCUGCUCGGAGGCGGCGCUGCAGCAGAUCCGCGAGAAGAUGGACCUUAUCGACCUGGAGGACGACCAGAUUGACGCCGAGGUGCUCGGCUCGCUGGCCGUCACCAUGGAGAACUUCAGGUUCGCCAUGGGCAAGAGCACACCGAGCGCUCUGCGCGAGACGGUGGUGGAGGUGCCCAACGUGUCCUGGGACGACAUUGGCGGCCUGCAGAACGUGAAGAAGGAGCUACAGGAGCUGGUGCAGUACCCGGUGGAGCACCCGGAGAAGUUCCUCAAGUUUGGCAUGACGCCGUCGCGUGGUGUGCUGUUCUACGGGCCGCCCGGCUGCGGCAAAACGCUGCUGGCCAAGGCCAUCGCCAACGAGUGCCAGGCCAACUUCAUCUCGAUCAAGGGGCCCGAGCUGCUGACCAUGUGGUUCGGCGAGUCGGAGGCGAACGUGCGCGACGUGUUCGACAAGGCCCGUGCCGCCGCGCCCUGCGUGCUCUUCUUCGACGAGCUGGACUCGAUCGCCAAGGCGCGCGGCGGCAACCUGGGCGAUGCCGGCGGCGCCGCCGACCGCGUCAUCAACCAGGUGCUCACUGAAAUGGACGGCAUGGGCUCCAAGAAGAACGUGUUCAUCAUCGGCGCCACCAACCGGCCAGACAUCAUCGACCCGGCCAUCCUGCGUCCGGGCCGGCUGGACCAGCUUAUCUACAUUCCGCUGCCCGACGACAAGUCGCGCAUCUCCAUCCUGAAGGCCAACCUGCGCAAGUCGCCCAUCGCCAAGGAUGUGGACCUCGACUACAUGGCCAAGAUGACGCACGGCUUCUCGGGCGCCGACUUGACCGAGAUCUGCCAGCGCGCCUGCAAGCUGGCCAUCCGGCAGGCCAUCGAACAGGACAUCGCGCGCGAGCGCCAGCGCCUGCAGAACCCCGACAUGGAUAUGGAGAUGGAUGAGGAGGACCCGGUGCCGGAGAUCACGCGGGCGCACUUCGAGGAGGCCAUGAAGUUCGCGCGCCGCUCAGUCUCCGACAAUGACAUCCGGAAGUACGAGAUGUUCUCACAGACGCUGCAGCAGUCGCGGGGCUUCGGCCAGAACUUCAGGUUCCCGAGCAGCCAGGGCGGCAGCUCGCAGCCGCAGGGGGGCGGCGCCGGCCAGGGCUCGGGCGCCAACUUCCAGGACGAGGGCGAGGACGACUUGUACGGCUAGGCGGGGGACGCGCCCUGCUUGCCGCGGCAGCGCGGCCGACAGCAUCCUUCGAUAAUCGAGCGCUGCGUCCUGGAGCGAGUACACAGUUCAGUUGGCCUACCCGCGCUGAGAGAACUGACAGGCGUAACUUAUUUGCGGUCAGUACAAGCAAGUUGGUUUGUUGUGCACCUCGAAUAAACCGUUGCACAAAAUCGGAUUUUCUGCAGCUGGAAGACCACCUGUGUACUGGACUGCUGUGAUGACCUGUGGCCGCCCGCCGUCCGGCUGUUUAGGGCGGCGUGGCGGAAAAUAAAAACGAUACAGAACGAGGUGUGGACCAGAACAGCGUUUUGCGACUUAGAUGGGUCUUCAAUAAAUCGACAAUACUGAG
Pollicipes pollicipes is the source of this 2984-nucleotide messenger RNA. It is a transcript of the gene TER94, whose product is annotated as Transitional endoplasmic reticulum ATPase TER94. Gene Ontology annotation, cellular component: VCP-NPL4-UFD1 AAA ATPase complex; cytosol; nucleus. Lineage: Eukaryota; Metazoa; Arthropoda; Thecostraca; Pollicipedomorpha; Pollicipedidae. Gene Ontology annotation, biological process: retrograde protein transport, ER to cytosol; mitotic spindle disassembly; autophagosome maturation. Gene Ontology annotation, molecular function: polyubiquitin modification-dependent protein binding; ATP hydrolysis activity; ATP binding. The record is from RefSeq and is a predicted model, not a curated record. Bases 194 to 2614 code for a protein of 806 amino acids. The transcript is spliced from 12 exons.